Messenger RNA from Alnus glutinosa, 1841 nucleotides. RefSeq lists its product as uncharacterized. Lineage: Eukaryota; Viridiplantae; Streptophyta; Magnoliopsida; Fagales; Betulaceae. Gene Ontology annotation, molecular function: protein binding. The record is from RefSeq and is a predicted model, not a curated record. Bases 151 to 1350 code for a protein of 399 amino acids. The transcript is spliced from 11 exons.
AACAACCGUGAACCGCCGGUCCACCAACACAAAUCCCUCGUUCUUCCCCCACUAAACCCUGAUCGCUGUGUGCCACUACCCGGGCUCAGCUCUCUCGCUCUCUAAACCCAACAAGGCCUCAACUCGGCUCAAACUCGGUCCCUCGAAGCCAUGCAAGUGGUAUCGAACGCUCGCCGACUCUCCAGGGCUUUUAAAUCUCCGAUUCUUCUCUACUCGGACCGAUUUCUCGUUCCCGACAUUCCAACAGUCGAAGCUCCUUCUGCUCCUCUUCAAUGUCCGAGUCACCGCAGCUUCUCUUCCCUCACACCCUGGUGCUCAGGGACGAUUCAAAGCAGUCAUUUGAAUAUGGCACAGCGCCCAAUGUAUCCGGUAAUUUCGAGGGCAUGUUUUUCUUCGGAAGCUAGUACCACCGAAAGCAGUCCCACUGUGUCUGUGAAGGAGCUGUAUGACAAAAUGCUUGAAUCUGUGGUUGUCAAAAGAUCAAUGCCCCCAAAUGCUUGGUUGUGGUCGAUGAUUGAAAAUUGCAAAAGCCACGAUGACAUUAAACUUCUGUUCGACAUCUUGCAGAACCUCCGAAGAUUUAGACUGUCAAAUCUUCGUAUUCAUGCCAAUUUUAAUUGCAAUCUAUGCCGAGAAAUUACUAAGGCGUGCGUUCAUGUAGGGGCCCUUGACUUUGGGAAGAAGGCCUUGUGGAAGCAUAAUGUGUACGGCUUGACUCCUAGUAUUGGAUCUGCCCACCAUUUACUGUUAUAUGCUAAAACUCACAAUGACGCUAAACUCAUGGUGGAAAUAAUGAAACUUGUGAAGAGGAAUGGCUUACCAUUGCAAGCUGGUACAGCAGAUAUUGUUUUCAGCAUUUGUUACAAUACGGAUAAUUGGCAGUUGAUGUCCAAGUACUCGAAAAAGUUUGUCAAGGCUGGAGUAAAACUGCGACAAACCACAUUUGAUGUAUGGAUGGAAUUUGCUGCAAAAAUAGGAGACACUGCGACACUAUGGAAAAUUGAGAAGUUGAGAUCUGAGUCAAUGAAGCAGCACACUCUUGCGAGUGGGUUUUCAUGUGCUAAGGGUUUUCUAUUAGAACGUAAGCCUGGUGAUGCUGCUGACAUCAUUCAAGUCUUAAAUCAGAGUUUAUCUGAUGCUAAGAAGUCAGGCAUCAUGGUUGAAACCCAAAAGCUGGUGAACGAGUGGCCUUUGGAGGUUAUCAAGCACCAAGAAAAGGAGAAUAGAAAGGCAUUAGCUGAAUCUUUGAAAUCAGAUAUUCCCGCUAUGGUUAGUGGUCUAUUAAACAUGGGUAUAGAGGCUAGAGUAAAUGUUGAAGAUCUAACCGGGAAAGAAGGUAUUCUGCAUUGAAGAAAAUGGAGGGUUGAAAGUACAGAUCUGAAGCUCUGUGCACUCUGUAUCCUGUACCAGAGAGAUGGCCAUGUGUUUCAACCAGUAUUGGUUGAGAAUGAGCACUUCAAUAAUUUCCAUAUUACCAAAACACUUACUGAAGUCCGUGAGCAUCCUCUGACCACAACAAAGAUAUUUGCUCUCUUUUUGGAUGUAGUUCUUUUGCAUUAAUCAGCUCUGCGAUUGUUGCCAUUCAUUUUGUCUGUUAUAACCUUGUCGUGUAUAUCUUCUGGUGGAUUAGAUGGACAAUUGGACAUUAUAUAGCCAAAGAAUUUUGGUGGGUUUUAGUUGGAGGGAGAGGAUCAGAAUAUCUGAUUUAUCUGGAGGAUUUUAUAAAACAAUUGAUGGCCCUCCGUUUUUUGGGAGAAGUUUUUAUACCUUGAUUUCAAUUUCUCUGAGAUAGAACUAAAUGCUGAGGUCCCAAAUGUAGACUUCUGUUAUAGGGUUGAUCU